AUGUCCUGCCUGUCCUCCCGCGUUGGCGCCCCCUGCGGGGUCCGCGCCUUCAGCUGCGCCUCGGCCUGCGGGCCCCGGCCAGGCCGCUGCUGCAUCACGGCCGCCCCCUACCGCGGAGUCUCCUGCUACCGCGGCCUCACUGGGGGCUUCGGCAGCCGCAGUGUCUGCGGGGGCUUCCGCGCUGGCUCCUGUGGCCGCAGUUUCGGCUACCGCUCCGGAGGCGUGUGCGGGCCCAGCCCGCCUUGCAUCACCAGCGUGUCUGUCAACGAGAGCCUCCUCACGCCCCUCAACCUGGAGAUCGACCCCAAUGCACAGUGCGUGAAGCACGAGGAGAAGGAGCAGAUCAAGUGCCUCAACAGCAGGUUCGCUGCCUUCAUUGACAAGGUGCGCUUCCUGGAGCAGCAGAACAAGCUGCUGGAGACCAAGUGGCAGUUCUACCAGAACCGCAAGUGCUGCGAGAGCAACCUGGAGCCCCUGUUCGAGGGCUACAUCGAGACGCUGAGGCGGGAGGCCGAGUGCGUGGAGGCCGACAGCGGGAGGCUGGCUUCGGAGCUCAACCACGUGCAGGAGGUGAUGGAGGGCUACAAGAAGAAAUACGAAGAAGAGGUGGCACUAAGGGCCACCGCUGAGAAUGAAUUUGUGGCCCUGAAGAAGGAUGUGGACUGCGCCUAUCUCCGCAAGUCAGACCUGGAGGCCAACGCGGAGGCCCUGACCGAGGAGAUUGACUUCCUGCGACGCCUGUAUGAGGAGGAGAUCCGCGUUCUCCACGCCCACAUCUCAGACACCUCAGUCAUCGUUAAGAUGGACAACAGCCGGGACCUGAACAUGGACUGCAUUGUGGCCGAGAUCAAGGCUCAGUAUGACGACAUCGCCAGCCGCAGCCGGGCUGAAGCCGAGUCCUGGUACCGCAGCAAGUGUGAGGAGAUGAAGGCCACGGUGAUCCGGCACGGGGAGACCCUGCGCCGCACCAAGGAGGAGAUCAAUGAGCUCAACCGCAUGAUCCAGAGGCUGACGGCCGAGGUUGAGAAUGCCAAGUGCCAGAACACCAAGCUGGAGGCCGCAGUGACCCAGGCUGAGCAACAAGGCGAGACGGCUCUGAGCGAUGCCCGCUGCAAGCUGGCGGAGCUGGAGGCCGCCCUGCAGAAGGCCAAGCAGGACAUGGCCUGCCUGGUCAAGGAGUACCAGGAGGUGAUGAACUCCAAGCUGGGCCUGGACAUCGAGAUCGCCACCUACAGGCGGCUGCUGGAGGGCGAGGAGCAGAGGUUGUGUGAGGGCAUUGGUGCUGUGAAUGUCUGUGUCAGCAGUUCCCGCGGCGGGGUCGUGUGUGGGGAUCUCUGCGUGUCCGGCUCCCGGCCUGUGACCGGCAGUGCGUGCAGCGCCCCCUGCAGUGGGAACCUGGCGGUAAGCACGGGCAUGUGCGCGCCCUGCGGACAGAGGUGCAGCCCCAGCUCCUUGGUGCGGUUCCCGUAGUGCCCUGGGCUUGGUCAACACACUGCUCUCCGAGUCAACAGUCCCUGCCUCCAGCGGUGAAGCCCGCAGCAACCCAAGUCCCUGGGCUUGAAGCAGAAGGGUUUCCAGACCCAGCCGGCCUGACCUGCCCAAACUGCAGCCUUAUCUUCCUGCAUCUCCUCCGCCUUCUCGCAGUCUUCACUCGCAGUUUCUUCCGGGGAGGGCUGGGCUCCCUGCCCAGCUGGCAGCUGCCCUCGUCCUUACCGCCAAUCUCA
Neogale vison (American mink) is the source of this 1724-nucleotide messenger RNA. RefSeq names its product keratin, type II cuticular Hb1-like. Lineage: Eukaryota; Metazoa; Chordata; Mammalia; Carnivora; Mustelidae. Bases 1 to 1470 code for a protein of 489 amino acids. The transcript is spliced from 9 exons. The record is from RefSeq and is a predicted model, not a curated record. Gene Ontology annotation, biological process: intermediate filament organization; keratinization. Gene Ontology annotation, molecular function: structural constituent of skin epidermis. Gene Ontology annotation, cellular component: keratin filament.